Molecule: messenger RNA, 3926 nt
Organism: Mobula hypostoma (lesser devil ray)
Lineage: Eukaryota; Metazoa; Chordata; Chondrichthyes; Myliobatiformes; Myliobatidae
Product: short transient receptor potential channel 4-associated protein-like
Exons: 19
Coding region: 1-2370 (789 amino acids)
Biological process (GO): ubiquitin-dependent protein catabolic process
Cellular component (GO): Cul4A-RING E3 ubiquitin ligase complex
Molecular function (GO): phosphatase binding
Source: RefSeq, a predicted model, not a curated record
AUGGGGAGAGCGGAUGGGCUGAGGCCUCAGAGUUCUGUCGUGAGGGAAAUGGCGGCGGUUGGGCCUGCGGAGGCUCCGAGCGCUGUGUCGCGGCCUACGCGGACACACAACAUCGUUCCUCGACUGCAGCAUGGACGCUACACGGGCCAUGGGCCCACCAGGGUAUCACAGAUUCCAGAUUCUCUGCUCAGAGAGAGGGACAAAAUUGCAAAAUGGAAUGGCAUUCCACAUCUAGUGCAGAAAUUGUAUGAAAACAGCCAACCUAACAAUGAUGGCCUCUUGCUGUGCCAAGGGAUCUUAAAGGAUAUUGCUCCACUUCUCUCAAUGGAAGCAAUGGCAUUUGUGACGGAGGAUGGAAAAGGUGCCCAAGAAUCCAAAUUUCCCAACACCCACAUUUUUGAUCUUUUUGGUGGAGUAGAUCUUUUAGUUGAAAUCCUCAUGCGGCCAACACUUGCACCACAGAAAAAGAAACAGAAAAUGAGUGAAGACUUGAUAAAGGAUUGCCUAAGUAUAUUAUACAACACCUGUAUCUGUACUGAUGGAGUGACUAAACGUCUCUCAGAACGGAAUGAGUUUGUGCUGUUUCUCUUCACGCUCAUGACAAAUAAGAAGACAUUUUUGCAAACGGCUACGCUAAUAGAAGAUAUCCUUGGAGUUAAAAAGGAGAUGAUCCAGUUACAGGAUAUUCCAAACCUUACAAACCUGGUCGCUAGUUUUGACCAGCAACAACUUGCUAAUUUCUGUCGGAUUCUUUCGGUGACAAUCUCAGAACUGGACACAGGAAAUGAUGACAAACACACACUGCUUGCCAAAAAUGCACAACAGAAGAAAGCUGUAGGACCUUCACGAGCAGAAAACAACCAAGUUACCCUUUUAAAUAUUCCUGGAUUCAUUGAACGUUUGUGUAAACUGGCCACGCGCAAGGUCUCUGAGACAGCUGGCUCAAACUUGCAGGAGCUAGAAGAAUGGUAUACAUGGCUCGACAACGCAUUGGUUUUUGAUGCCUUAAUGCACAUGGCAACUGAAGAAGCUGACCAAAGCAGUAGCACAGAGUCUGCAGAUGAGAGUGUGUUGGCUGCCAGCCAGCUCAGGAGCCGGCUUCCUCAGUCCAUGAAGAUCAUGCAUGAGAUCAUGUACAAAGUGGAAGUGUUGUAUGUGUUAUGUGUACUGCUGAUGGGAAGGCAGCGAAACCAGGUUCACAAAAUGUUGGCAGAAUUUCGACUUAUUCCUGGACUUAAUAAUCUGUUUGAUAAACUAAUAUGGAGGAAACAUUCUACUAAUCACGUCCUGCACGGGCAAAACCAAACCUGUGACUGCAGCCCAGAAAUUUCCCUGAAAAUCCAAUUCCUAAGGUUGCUGCAGAGUUUCAGUGAUCAUCAUGAGAAUAAGUACCUUUUAUUGAACAGUCAAGAGCUGAAUGAACUAAGUGUAAUCUCGCUCAAAGCCAAUAUACCAGAGGUGGAAGCAGUUAUUAACACUGAUAGAAGUCUGAUCUGUGAUGGAAAGAAAGGACUUCUAACGAGGUUAUUACAGGUUAUGAAAAAAGAACCUGUUGAAUCCUCCUUCAGAUUCUGGCAGGCAAGAGCAGUUGAGAGCUUUCUGCGAGGAGUGACUUCUUAUGCAGAUCAGAUGUUCCUUUUGAAACGCGGUCUGCUGGAGCACAUUUUGUUCUGCAUUAUUGACAGCGAAUGCAAAUCAAGGGAUGUGUUGCAGAGUUACUUUGAUCUUUUGGGCGAGCUGAUGAAAUUCAACAUUGAUGCCUUCAGGAGGUUUAAUAAAUAUGUAAACACAGAGGAGAAGUUUCAGAUUUUUUUGAAACAAAUCAACAGUUCUUUAGUGGAUUCUAAUAUGUUGGUUCGCUGCAUAGUGUUGUCCUUGGACCGAUUUGAGAGCCAAACAGAUGCUGUAAAAGUUGCAGAAGUGAUUUCCCAGUGCUGCCUGUUGUCCUACAUGUCCCACGUUGAAAACCGCCUCUCUUUUCUUUUCCGUCUAAUUAACAUUAUUCAAGUCCAGACCCUCACGCAGGAAAAUGUCAGCUGUCUGAACACCAGCCUGGUGAUCCUGAUGCUAGCAAGGCGCAAGGGCAAACUGCCAUUUUACCUGAAUGCCCUGCGAGAAAAAGAGCUUUCUGAGAAAUAUCCAGGAUUCCUUCUCAACAAUUUCCAUAGCCUGCUCCGCUUUUGGCAAGAACAUUACCUCAACAAAGAUAAGGACAGUACCUGUCUGGAAAAUAGUUCCUGCAUUAAUUUCAGUUACUGGAAAGAGACAGUAUCACUGCUGCUUUGCCCAGAUCAGACAGCCCCUUGUGCAAUCAUUAGCUACAUCGAUGAAGCGUACAUGAGCAUCGAUAAAGACUUCAGUGAAGACUAAUGUUCACCCUUUAGACCAACUGGACUAUUGCUUUGUACAACUGCAGAUUCGACUCAAAACCAUGGAAUUCAGGUCGCGGUGACUGGUGUCUAUCCACAGCCAGACUGGGAGUUGAGCAAGAGCUGAUUGGUGAUUAGUGCAAAUGCUUUUAUUUUAACCAUGGACAAAUGCCUUUUGUCUUUGAUUACUAUCCUCCGGCUUCUGACCGCAUAUAUUAUUGGCCGGGGGUUUGUGGGAGGGUGAGAAAUGGAUACGAGUCAAAGUUGCCUGCAGACGGUACUACCUGGGGUCAACCUAUAACGGAGGAAGCAUUUUUAUCAUCGUAUUUUUUAAAUGUCACAUGUUGAUUUGGUAUUUUUAAACCCCUAUGUGUUUGUCACUUGGCAUCUUCCUGGUUGUGUUGUGAUGCAGGUGGCCAACAGAACAAUGUUCAGUGUGAGAGUUCAUUCACAGUAAUAUUUUAACUAAUUUGUUAAAGGUGAGUGGCUGUUAGUAGAAUUUGAAUGACUUGUUUCUCCUCAAGUGUUUGAAUCUGCUUGAAUCUUACAUGUGCAGCUUAUUGAUCCUCAUAGUUUAUAAUAUAUAUGGUGUACUCAUUCCACCUGCAUUUUGGCAUAGUCUAUUGAAUGCCCUUGUAAAGGAGCUAGUUUAAUUUCCUACAAGUCACAUGCACAAAAUCUUUAUAAUUUUAAUAUCAUCUUUUUUUUGUCUUUUAAAAAGGUGGUGAUUCCUUACUGGCUUCAGUUCUAGGGGUGCUGGUCACCCUUCAGUACGUUGCCUGUACUUGAAAUUUCAAAAUGAAUUUCAGCAGUCAAUUGAAUUUUUCAGAAGUGGACAUCAAAGUCCAACCAAAUUCUGCUAUUGAACUUACAGCUAGAAGCAUUAAGUACUGAUCAGGACUCUAGCCCCUACUUCUCUUUUCUACCCAGAGUGCUAAGGUAACUCUGGCUGUAAUCGGCUGACUGGUAUUAAUGCAGCUGGGUAUUCCCGGUGUGUGGUUCAGCAAAUCACAGGUAAACUUCCUGAAUAACAGGAUGGUCGUCCAUUGGGUUUUAAUGGAAUGCUGAUUUGUGCAAACAUGCUAUGUAAACCCACUAGAUCAUUGAGCUGUCUGUAUGUUUAAAAUAAUGAUUAAUGGGCCUGAGUUACUGCAGUUUAUAAACUGGAGAAAUUACUGGGUUGAAAAGUUGACCUGUGACAUUGAACAAAAAAAUUCAUUGUCACAAUGAUUUCAGUCAAGUGUAUAAAGGUGCAAAUUGUUUAUUCUUUAUUCAUGCACUUUGGAAGAAUAGAUCUUUUUCCAAAUGUCUUGGGUCCGAGGGAUCUUUACAAAAAGUAAAUUCUGGUGAUUGCAGAUCUGUCAAUGGUGAUAGAGCUGUUCGAGUUGAUAAAUAAAGAGGACGCACAAUGCUUGUGUACUGGUUUGUCUGAUUAUCCCUUUUGCAUUGAUAUCAAUGCACCCAGUAAAUCUGAUUUAAAAGCCUUCAGUUGCUCUAGGUAGUCUCAUCUUUUUCCUGGGCUAAGCUUUUCUGAAAUGUUUUUCCAGUUAAUAAGCC